Messenger RNA from Talaromyces rugulosus, 438 nucleotides. RefSeq lists its product as uncharacterized. Bases 1 to 438 code for a protein of 145 amino acids. The record is from RefSeq and is a predicted model, not a curated record. NCBI's taxonomy places the organism in Eukaryota, Fungi, Ascomycota, Eurotiomycetes, Eurotiales, Trichocomaceae. The transcript has a single exon.
AUGCAGCUUACAGAACAAUAUCCUCAAGUGUGUGAACUGACGGAACUCACGUCUCUUGCAAUUACAGAAUGUGAUUUGCUUGACGAGGUAGGAGAUGGGCUUAUUUCAGACCCUGAGAAGUGCAGCCAGACAUUCAAACCUGACGAUCAUAUUGGAAAACGCUUCAUUUGCGCAGAAAAUGGAGAAGAGAUAUCAAUAACUACCGCCGCUGUCAAUAUUGCACAGGCGCUCUGGACAGGGCCAAAGUAUUCUAAUGGAGACUUCAUGUGGUACGGGGUGGAGAUUGGAACGGAUUUGUCGGCACUUGCAGGAUCAAAUUGUACCCAGAAUGGAAUAUGUGUCCCGGACGCACGAGCUACCUUAGAAGAAUGGUGGCGAUAUUGGAUCUUGAAAGAUCCUUCGGCAGAUCUCCCGAUCUUGACACAUGCACAAUUUUGA